This is a messenger RNA of Phyllopteryx taeniolatus (common seadragon), 1060 nucleotides long. It is a transcript of the gene thtpa, whose product is annotated as thiamine triphosphatase. Gene Ontology annotation, biological process: thiamine diphosphate metabolic process; dephosphorylation. Lineage: Eukaryota; Metazoa; Chordata; Actinopteri; Syngnathiformes; Syngnathidae. The transcript is spliced from 3 exons. Gene Ontology annotation, molecular function: magnesium ion binding; thiamine triphosphate phosphatase activity. The record is from RefSeq and is a predicted model, not a curated record. The coding region runs from base 267 to 944 and encodes 225 amino acids.
AACCAAUUCAUCUUUUUGAACUGUCUUUCUAAAAAGAUUUUGUAAGCUAACAGCGUUUGCUUCUGACAAGCGGCACUUGAUGUAGUAGCUGACGUUGUGGGUCUCGGUGGAGAGUUCUUUCAUGUAUUCGUUGACGUGUCCGUGUGCCACAUAUACUGGACACAUCCAUUGUAUGUCCUUCUGCCGCGGGUCGUCACGGUAAUGAAGAGCCGUAUUAUACGUGUAAUCUAUGCGGUGGAUGAGGGCUGGCGCACUUGACCCGAAAAAUGAUUUCAGCAAGACAAGAAAUAGAGUUUUGUGCCGGUCAGUGCCAGUUUCAGGACCGAUACUUUGACACCCCAGAAUUUGACCUCACUUUAAGCGACGUGUGGCUGCGUCAACGCAAAGGAUGCUGGGAGCUCAAGUGUCCAACCACAACAGUCAAAGGGGCAGAAGAGACACGAGGAGAAUCAUCCAAAGCAGCCAAACUAUGUACUUGCUACAAAGAGAUAACCAAUGUGGCCGAUAUUCAUCUGAAGCUGAAGGAGUUUCUGAAAGACACUGGCCAAAGCGUUAAGUUCUUGAUGACUGAGGGCUGUCAGACGUUAACUGACCGCCAUGGUCUUGGCAAUGCGGAGAUGAACUGGGCGCCAGGCGAGUCCUGGGUCAGUGCUAUGAAUCUAGUAUGCUUUGCGGAGUUUACCACAUUGAGGCGGACGUUCACUUUAGAAGAGGACGGUGUGCGAGUAGAUCUAGACCAAGCAGACUUCGGCUACAUUGUGGGAGAGAUAGAGGUACUCAUACCAGAGGGAGGAGAUAUGCAGGCGGCCUUGGACAAGAUUGAAAGAACCGGAAAGAAGCUUGGUGUGAAUGCAGAUCAGGUAGUUGAUGGGAAAAUGUCUGUUUACCUUCAAAGGAACUACCCAGCGCACUAUGCAAGGCUACGGAGUCGAUACAUCUUGUAGAAGACAACUUGAAGAGAUGACAGGAGGAGUCACUCACUGGCAGGGCAUUUGGUUUGAUUAUUGAAUGUGUAAUUUAUGUUCCUGAGAAGUAAGCCAAUAAAUGGUGUUCUCGCUUU